Chelmon rostratus (copperband butterflyfish) is the source of this 3120-nucleotide messenger RNA. RefSeq names its product alpha-tectorin-like. Bases 1 to 2298 code for a protein of 765 amino acids. Lineage: Eukaryota; Metazoa; Chordata; Actinopteri; Chaetodontiformes; Chaetodontidae. The record is from RefSeq and is a predicted model, not a curated record. The transcript is spliced from 17 exons.
AUGGUCUCUCUGUCAAAGGAGGCUGAGGACGAGCUAAUUCCAUUGGUGAACUUCGUGAGCGGCAAGUUAAUCAUCUGUUUCGACGCCUUUUACGACAGUUCUCAAACCGCGCAGGACUGCAUUCUGGGGCCUCCGGUCAGCGGACAGACGGCUUCGUGGGCCACAUAUGGUUACAACGUCUAUUAUGAAAAUCUUUACCGUAGCACUGCGCCAUCCAUUCUGAAUGACCUUGAAUGUGACGUAGAGAUUGCUGACUACAGUGACACAUCUAGUGCUAUCAAUCUAGCUAACUUUGGGACUCAAGCAGUUCUGCGUUUCUUCUUCAACAACGAUGCUUCAUUCAGCUUUGAGGCUUUGGUCGACGGUGAGGUCGUCGACACGUUCAACUUCACAAGUGCUGGAAGUACAAAAAUAGAGCAAUCUGUCGACAUCAGUGGCUGCAGACACUCAGAUGUUAUGUAUAAACCUGGUACAAACGCCUCUGACCCACAAACCUGCUUCAGUCUAACCUGUAAUGAGACGGCAGCUCUCCGUACCACUGAGUGUGGCCCUCUGGAUCGUUGUCAAGGCAACGGCGUCUGCAAGUUUGUCUCCAUCUGCACUGUGACCGGCUCCGCUGUCAUUGACUUUAACGACCAACUGAAGACUGUGGAGGAUCGGUGUGGGUACACCCUGCUGACAGGUUCGCCAAUCGAAAACCUCACUGUGGUGGCGAACUUCCAGGAACGUCGUCGUAGAGAUGUGAGCUUUUUGGACAGCGUGACACUGCGGCUGCAGGGGCAGGAUCAUGUUCACCUGGAACAAGGCGGGACCGUUAAGGAGGGGAACACAACGCUGACCAUCAACGGCUCGACUGAUCUGGGAAACGGUGUGGAGGUCUUUGUGGACCCAACUGGAGUCACAGUCACCGUGUCGCACCCCGAGUCCACCACUUCUGUCUUCUUUGACGGGAACACUGCACAGAUCUUCCUUAUAGGACCUGCUGGACAAGAUCCAGAACUGGGGGGAUUGUGUGCCAGCUCCACGUCUGUGAGUGAUGAGAGACUUCCUGAGGACAAUGGCAGCAGCUGUGAGGUGCAGUACAAUGACACUGCUGACAGUUCCAUCAACUGCACCAUGAUGACUGAACGCUGUAACCUCCUGUUGGAGGAGCCCUUCACCGCCUGUCACAACCACACCGACCCAGAGUCCUACGUAAACGCCUGCAUCGACACUUUGUGCAAAUACCCUGCGGUGGACGGUCUGAACUGUCAGUUCCUGGAGGCCUACGCCAGCGACUGCAGGCUGCGCAGCAACGACACACUGGACAGCUGGAGGUCAACGGCCGGCUGCUCCCCCCCUCAGCCCUUCUGUCAGGGAAGGAUCUGCAGCGAUCAUGAGUUCUGUGCUGAGACCAUCAGUGGUGGAAUCGGCUGCUUCUGUCGGGCCAUUUUUGCCUUCCCGUACAGAUCGAAUGACACCGUGGGUGACCCGACGGUCUGCGAGGAGAACUCAGCCUCAGUUACUGUGGUCGGGUGUCUCCUGGAGGAGAAAGGCAUCGACUAUACGAUGUUACACCUCAAUGACCCCACCUGCACGGGUCAGAUAGAUGAGCUGGACCACAUGGUGACCUUCAGCUUCAACAGCAGCAACACCUGUGGGACGGAGGUCAUGGCCAACAACAGCCAACUGAUCUACAUGAACAGCAUCGUAGGCAACAACAGCGUCUCUGACAACAUCACUCGCCAGGACCAAGUCUACAUCGACUUCUCCUGCGUCUUCACUCAGCCAGAUGUCAACACUGUGACCUUCAGAAUCAAAGACAGCUCUGUGAUCCAGGAGUUCGCAUCUGGAACUUGGAAUUACACUCUGACCAUGAAGGCCUACACCGAUGCCGGCCACACACAAGCUGUGGAAUCAAUCACCGAAGUCCAGCUGAACCAACAGAUCUGGGUGGUGCUGGAGACUGGCGGGUUGGAUGGCAGUUUGGUCGCUGUGGUGACCGACUCCUGCUGGGCAACCGACCAGGCUGAGAGUCUGAGAUACAACCUGAUUGUAGACGGCUGUGCGAACCCCGAUGAUCAGACGGUGAAUGUGGUGGGAAACGGAGUGGGAACGUCCAACUACUUCUCCUUCCACAUGUUCCAGUUCUCUCGGAGCGCUGGUGACAUCCACUUGCACUGCAAACUGAACCUGUGUGCCAACCUGAACCAGACCUGCACCCCGAACUGUAACGGAGCUUCUCGGAGACGCAGAUCUGCCACGCUGGAGUAUGAAGACGAAGCCCCGGCCUUCAUCUCCAUGACCUGGACUCAUUAGGUGGUUUCCACGGUGACUCGGACUGACCGUCAGGCUGUCCACCUUCACAAUGAUUCCUGACUGUUGCUUGGUCCUGAUCCAGAUCCCGAGUGUGUCAGUCCUUGGCCUUUGGAACAACAUCUCCUGAAAGGACUAGCUCAGUCCUCACAGCAGAUUUUCUGCAACUGGAACACAUUCUUUUGAUUUCACCUUUUUCCACUGAAAUAUGAAACAGUAUAAAAACUAUAUGGUGAAGGGACGUGUGUGAAGAAGCUUGGCUUUAAUUCUAAUCAUGUUAUUCGUUCUAUGGUAUAUCUACUCUCCCACUAAUAACAAUAAUCACAUGUUAUUAAGGAUUACUAAUGAUGAUUAAUGAUUGCUGUCUGCAUAGCGCAGUGGGUGAGAGGAAUAAAAUGAGGGUUUUGAAGCAGUUCACUGAGCUGUGGAGAACAGGUUCCAUCUUGGAGACACUUGUUAGAAAAGAGGCAGCCACGAGGACGCCAUAGCAGAACUUUAAAAUCCUUCACAUUGACUUGUUUGUUCUUUUUUGGAGACAGCCGUUUCUGUCAGCUUGUGCCUGUAACAUGACUUCAGUUUUGCCACAAUAAGGUCUAGAAGUCCACUGUGAGGAAAACAGUGAAUUCAGUGCAAACGCAGCAUCAACACGUUGAUUUACAGAUUCCAGGUCAGUCGGAGCUGAUCUGUGUAGCCUCACUGUACCGAUAAUCUAAAGACAAGACCGGAUCCUGCUGUCAGGCUCAAAGACAAAAACACAUCGACUAAAUAAAACUCUGACAGACGGACUCUUUGAAAUAAAUAUCAACUGAGUCCAAAACUGCUGCU